Molecule: messenger RNA, 984 nt
Organism: Quercus lobata
Lineage: Eukaryota; Viridiplantae; Streptophyta; Magnoliopsida; Fagales; Fagaceae
Product: peroxidase 3-like
Exons: 4
Coding region: 1-984 (327 amino acids)
Biological process (GO): hydrogen peroxide catabolic process; response to oxidative stress
Molecular function (GO): heme binding; peroxidase activity
Source: RefSeq, a predicted model, not a curated record
AUGAAUACUAAUUUGAGUUCCUACUUUAUCUUUAUAGCAGUGUUUGGGCUUCUAGGAGUUUGUCAUGGACAGUUGAGAAUGCAUUUUUAUGAGGAGAGCUGUCCCCAUGCUGAGGAAAUUGUGAAGGAAAUCAUAUGGAACCGUGUGGCAAGCAAUUCAACUUUGCCUGCCAAGUUUCUGAGGAUGCAUUUUCAUGAUUGUUUCGUCAGGGGUUGUGAUGGUUCUAUACUGAUAGACUCUACCCAAAAUAACUUGGCUGAGAAGGCAGCAGUUCCAAACCUAUCUUUGGCAGGAUUUGACAUAAUAGAUGAGGUGAAGACUGAGCUAGAGAACACUUGUCCUGGAGUAGUUUCUUGUGCAGAUAUCGUUGCUUUGGCUGCUAGAGACUCCGUUUCCUACCAAUUUCAAAGACCAAUUUGGGAUGUACUUACCGGUAGAAGGGAUGGAAUCAUAUCACGCCAGUCAGAGGCUCUUGCCAACAUCCCAUCACCAUUCUUCAAUUUCACCACCUUGAAACAAUCUUUUGCUAACAAAAGCCUCACAGUUCAUGAUCUUGUUGUUUUAUCAGGUGGACAUACAAUUGGUGUUGGGCAUUGCAAUUUCUUCAGCGAAAGGCUAUACAAUUUCACAGGAAAAAAUGAUGAAAAUGAUGAAGAUCCUUCUCUAAACUCAACUUAUGAUGCUUUCUUGAAAACCCAAUGCAAAAGCCUCUCAAACAAUGUAACUACUGUGCCAAUGGAUCCUGGAAGCCCCCUAUCCUUUGACAACAAUUAUUUCAAUAUCUUGAAGCAAAACGAAGGUCUUUUCCAAUCUGAUGCUGCACUUUUAACUGACAGUGAAGCUACCUACAAUGUCAAUGAGCUGCUUAACUCUCAGAAUUUUUUCACGGAGUUUGCUCAAUCAAUUAUGAAGAUGGGAGCCAUUCAAGUGCUUACAGGAAGUUCGGGAGAGAUUAGGAAGAACUGUAGUGUGGUGAAUCCUUGA